GACCCAGCCUGUGAGGUGGUGAGCCUGUAAGCCCCUCGAGCCCCUGGAAAAGGGAAAAACUCAAGGCUCCAGUCAGCUACAGUACCUGGGCUGCUGUUGUGGGGUUUUCUCUUGUGACAGCGUUCCCAUAUCUCUAAUCAUCCAUACCUACCUGACCUUUACCUUUACCUUACCUACUUCUGCCUCAAUCCACGCUGACGCAACAUAACAUCCCCCUUUUACUUCUCCAAAUCUCCAAUCGACCUCGCAUCAAACAAUCGAUCGAAUACUCAAUUAUCCCGGACAAACCGACACAAUGGAUUUCGGAAACUUUGGAACCAACCUUGGCAAGAACCUGUCCAACCUUGGGGCUUCUAUCACCCCCUUUGCGUCGCGCACCUUCCAGUACACCAAGGAGCAGUUCGGUCAAACUGAGGACAAGGUGGGUUGAGCCGUUUUGCACUCUAUCGCGCAGCUGGUAUUCUUACAUGUGGCCUACAGACCCAACUCCCUCCUGACUACAUCGAUCUCGAGAAGCGCGUCGAUGCCCUCAAGCAAGCCCACCAGAAGAUGCUUGCUGUGACCUCUCAGUACUCUAACGAGGCCUACGACUACCCCCCUAACAUCAAGGAGACUUUCCAGGAUCUUGGUCGCACCGUCAGCGAAAAGGUCAGCCUCCUCUCGUCUGCUACCUCUCCCGCCGAAGCUCAGGCUGCCCUCGUCGCUCCUCCUGCCGCCAAGCCUCAGCCUAAGACAUUCAGCCAUGCUGUCGCUCGCGCCAGUCUGGCUAGCAGCCAGCUCCUCCACCAGCACCACACCGGUGCCGGAGAGGACCCCCUCGCAACCGCCCUGGAGAAGUAUGCGCUUGCCAGCGAGCGUGUUGGUGAGGCUCGUCUUGCCCAGGAUGCCCAGAUCCAGAGCCGUUUCCUCGCCGGUUGGAACACUACCCUCAACACCAACUUGACUUUCGCUACCCGCGCCCGCAAGAACGUUGAGAACUCUCGCCUCUCCCUGGAUGCCGUCAAAGCUCACGCCAAGGGUACCACUUUCAAGCUGGGCGGCCAUGCACAUGGCGACCAGCCCCAUGAGGAGCAAGAGUUGAGCCCUGAGGCCCAGGAGGAAAUCGAGAAGGCUGAGGACGAGUUUGUCACUCAGACCGAGGAGGCCGUUGGUGUCAUGAAGAAUGUUCUUGACACACCUGAGCCCCUGCGCAACCUUGCCGAACUUGUCUCCGCUCAGAUUGAGUACCACAAGAAGGCAUACGAGAUUCUCACCGAGCUCGCCCCCGUUAUCGAGGGCCUCCAGUCUGAGCAAGAAGUGCGUCGUGCCUCUGGGUUUUGAGCAUAGACACGUAGAAAGGGGCUGACAUGUUGUGCUAUAGGCCGCUUACCGAAAGAGCCGCGAGGAGUCUUCUUAAGUUAGUGACAAAGGGAUGUGUGAUUUAAUUAUGCGUCGCUCAGACACGCGGCAUGCAAACGCCGAGUCGGACUUUACGUCCAUGAUAUGAGCGAACGCAACGCGUGCUGUGUUUCUUUUUCAGUUUUCUUACGUCAAGAUCCAAGUCAUAUGUCUGGAAGGUAUAAGAUAUUGUCUUGAUUCAGGUAUUGAGAUAUCAACCAACUCAAGAUUUGAGGGCUUCUUUUUUCUCUUUAUACUUGCAACGGACUUUAUGAGUCUAUUGCUAGCUCUAAGAUGUAGAGACCUGGUGAUGUGGUGUGAAUGGAUUCAACGAUAUUAGACCUGCAUGAUCUCGAUCAAUAGUUGACAUGCAAUACUGCGACAUAUUGUCAAUGCAAAAUCCUGAGUUUUCCCUGGCCGUGGUGAAUAUCUUUAACUACAACUACAUAAGGUACCUAUCAUCUGGCAUUGACUCG
Messenger RNA from Fusarium odoratissimum NRRL 54006, 1853 nucleotides. RefSeq lists its product as uncharacterized. Bases 550 to 1320 code for a protein of 256 amino acids. NCBI's taxonomy places the organism in Eukaryota, Fungi, Ascomycota, Sordariomycetes, Hypocreales, Nectriaceae. Gene Ontology annotation, molecular function: protein binding. Gene Ontology annotation, cellular component: cytoplasm. The record is from RefSeq and is a predicted model, not a curated record. The transcript is spliced from 4 exons.